Molecule: messenger RNA, 927 nt
Organism: Symbiodinium sp. CCMP2456
Lineage: Eukaryota; Dinophyceae; Suessiales; Symbiodiniaceae
Source: the annotation of a GenBank genome assembly
AUGAAGGUCUCCGAGAUCGUUGCAGCUGUGCGUGCGCGUGCGACCAACGCAGCUGAGCUGGCCAAGGCAACAGUGCUGAACGUCCGCACGGAGGCACUCGCGUCGGCGGAGAGGUUGAAGAUGUCGGUCACAGCAUCCGCAAAGACUGCUCGAAAGAUGGCAGAGAACAAGAUGAAGGAGACUAUGGAUGGGGCAGCAGCAGCAAAAGCAACAGUCCUGAGCCAGGUCCAGGCGUCCCGCGCCGCACUGGCCGCAAGCUACGCUGAGCUCCGUUCCGAAGGCCUGCGAACCUGGACCGCCAAGACCUCCAAGGUGCUUCAGCAGAAGGCACUGACGACGGCCCAGGCCUUGAAGCAGUACGCUGCAAACAGCGCGCAGAAAACCCGCAAGUCGACUUUGGAGCUCGCCUUUGCGGUGCGCCAAGCGGCAACGGCCAGAGUUCUUGCCGUGAAGGACCGUGUGGUCAUGGCUCGCUCGCAGGUCCAUGCCCAGGCCAGCAGCGCCGUUGUCAACGCCAAGGCCAAGGCACUGGAGGUCUCAGGGAAGGCCAAGCAAGCUGCCAAGGAUGGCCAUGUGCAGGCAACUGCGGCUGGCAUUGCAGGUGGCGCUGCAACCCUUGGCGCCGCAGGCGGCGCGACCGGCUUGGCAUCGGGCGUCGCCGUCGGUGCAGCCCUGGGCGUCGUCCCUGCUCUGUUCACGUUUGGCCUUUCUAUCCCCAUCGGCGCUGCCAUCGGAGGUGGCACCGGUCUGGCUGUCGGCACUACGGUUGGCGCAGCCGCUGGAGCCGUGAGUGGAGGAGCCGCCGGCUAUGGAGCUUAUGCGAAGCGUGGUGAAAUCCAAGAGAUGCGCAAGAAUGCCAUGACGCGGGUCUCCUCCGGAGUUGACCUCGUGCGAGGGAAAGCCGUGGCAUCCGUGGACUUCGUGAAG